UGUCAAUAAGGACCUUUGACGGUGUUAGUUAAAUCUGAAUGUGUUACUUUCCGACAGGAAUAAAGUUUGAAAGAUCAGGACCAGUUUGAGCUUUUAGAGAAAUGGGUUGCAGUGUUCACGAGAAAGAAUACUUUUGGAGACACAUGGUCACGGUUUUUUAAAGCAAGUCCAGGAGACAGCAAUUACGAAAAAGAAAUAGCACAAUUCAUUGUUGUUUUCAUUCUACAUUUAGCGCGAAGAAAGUAAAUUUUGCUUUAUUUUGCAGCCUUUGCCUCGUUAAAACAGAUUGCUACACGGCAUAUUGAGCAGGUCUUUUUCUGAAAAUGGGAAACUGAUGUGAUGCGUACUUGUGCAAUUUUCGGGUUCUUGUAACAUAAUUUCGCUUGCAUUGUGGUCACCGUAAUGAAAUAUAAUGGUGUUUUAAUGCUGUAAAUUCGUGUUCUGAAAUAUACAGUUCCGUUUCAGAUACAUAUGAACGCAUAUGACGCAGCAGUGUGGAAACGAAACGAAUGCAUCGGAGAGGUAGGAGCGGUAGGAGAUGCAGAUGGGUUGGAAGGGAUAACUGAUCAUGUCAAGUGGUUUGUGAGGUGAUAAGGUGUCUGGUUUACACACAUUAUUAAGCAAGGAAGCAAUGUAGUCGAAAUUUGGCACUUUAAAGCAGGAGCUCAUUCCAACAGUGUUAUUUGAAGAAUAACCUACAGCAUGCCAUACUGGAUGCUCGCUGUUUAUAUACUACAACAGUGACAGCAGUGUUGGACUGCAAUGGAUUCAGUGCUAGAAGAACUGUCGGACAUAUCAGUGAUGAAGUUGGUCAAGUGGAUCAGCUGUGGUGCCAUGAUAUUUGGUGGCAUGGUUCCAUACAUUCCCCAGUACAGGGAAAUUAAAAGGACAGAAGAUGCAGAAGGAUUUUCUCUUUUUGUAUGUCUUACUCUUCUUGUUGCAAAUACACUCAGGAUUUUGUUCUGGUUUGGGAAACGAUAUGAAAUACCUCUUCUUAUUCAGAGUAUUGUAAUGAAUAUGACAAUGCUUGCAAUGAUCCAUCUUUGUAUACUUGUUCGAAGCAAGAACCAAAUAAUUCGAGGCAGGGAGAGGCGUUUUACAGCUGAAGGCGGUGAGAGUCGCCGUUUGAAAGGAGAAUUGUCUAAAAGGACCUCUAUGCAGUUCCAUGUUGGCCACUCUUUCUGUGAUUUUGACAGGCGAUACUUUUGGGCAUGGACAGAUUUUAUGUCAUAUGUGGAUUUUAUGCUGUUGUUCACAAUCAUUUGUUCCAUACUGAUGUAUCUGUUUAUUGACCAUAUACCAUUUGUGGAGCUGGUUGGCUUUCUAGCGGUUUUCACUGAAGCUCUCUUGGGUGUACCCCAAAUGCUGUGUAAUUACCAGAAUAAAUCCACAGAAGGAAUGAGUUUGAAAAUGGUGGUAAUGUGGGCUAUGGGCGACACAUUCAAAACGGGUUACUUCCUAAUUCGGGAAGCUCCAGCACAAUUUUGGCUGUGUGGAGGUCUACAAGUUUGUAUAGAUGCCUUCAUAUUAUGCCAGGUUUACUGGUACAGGAACAAUCCUGGUGUUCGAAGCAAGAAACAAGACACACCUGACUAGCCUUCUUUAAGUCUUUCACAAAGCAAAUAUUUUUUUAUAACUUUUCAUACUUUCUUCCAUUGGUGCUGACAUACUGCUAAAUCUCCAUAAAUAUUUUCCUUGUAUUUUAACUGUGUAGAAUAAAGUUUCUUUACUAAUUUAUUUGACACUUAAAAUAUGAAAAUAAAUAGUGUUUUAAUUUAAA
Molecule: messenger RNA, 1780 nt
Organism: Cryptotermes secundus
Lineage: Eukaryota; Metazoa; Arthropoda; Insecta; Blattodea; Kalotermitidae
Product: solute carrier family 66 member 2
Exons: 6
Coding region: 763-1596 (277 amino acids)
Biological process (GO): retrograde transport, endosome to Golgi; phospholipid translocation
Cellular component (GO): trans-Golgi network; endosome
Source: RefSeq, a predicted model, not a curated record